Messenger RNA from Pseudo-nitzschia multistriata, 3944 nucleotides. NCBI's taxonomy places the organism in Eukaryota, Bacillariophyta, Bacillariophyceae, Bacillariales, Bacillariaceae. The record is from the annotation of a GenBank genome assembly.
UUAAGAAUCUUGUUUUCACAUCAUUUGAAUGCAUGUACUCACAAACACAUAUACAACCGUGGUCAAAAAGGGGAAUGCASGACCCGCACCACCAUCUGUCKGAAGAGUAGUAUCACUGGCGUUAUCCUGAGGGCUUGGAGGAGAGUUACUGCUAUCGUCUUGAACAGAAGAAGGUUUCUCACCUCCGACAUCUCGGGGGGGUCCAGUAACGCAAAGAUAGGCAAUGUUGACCUUUGUACCUGUGAUUGUGAUUUCCUCGUGGUUGUCUGGGGUCCACAUGCCACCCUCUUCUGUUCCGAUGCCCAAGUGAACAUCGGGCCCAUAAAUGACGCACCAAGCAGUAGAAUGCGCGUAUCCAACACAGUUUUCUUCGGCCAAACAUCCCUCUGCACAUUCCAAUUGAGUCGGAGGCCCUCCAUCUGCACCUGCAGUAUUGGAGUACUUUCCGUUCACUUUUCCAGAGAAGUCUGCGCCACCCCGGCAGGCACCGGAUUGUGCAGGAUCCCAGCCUGGUAACUUGAUGUCAGGGGCAUGAGCCACGGGUGGAUUCUUCGGUCCCUUYACCUUUGCCGUAAAAACGCAACCAUUCGGACAGUUUUCGGCRAUGCGAUCACUGUCUUCUUGGAUGYCAUCGAAUGCGGCACUACAUUCUGCUGCAUCCCCACUGCAUUGUGCGAGAUGAUCGUCAACAAUGAUAUCGUGACAAGAAUAAUCGGAGGCUUUCUCGUCCGAUGUUCCCGCAAUAAUCUUUGAGGGAUGGCUUUGACCGRUAAAUGGGUCUUCGGCACCAGACCAUGUCGCACCAGCGCUGGUCCAGAUUCCCUUCUUCCAUGUUCCACUUACCGAAUCGCAAGCAGAUUCCUCUAGCGCGGAUGGUUUGCCAUCGCAAACUCCACAUUCUGUCUSUUUGGUUGCGGUAUCGGGGGAGUCGCACCUCCCAAGAGCCUCACAGGCAUAUUGAUUGUCAGCAGAUGGAUCGGAACACGUACCRUCGAGUCCGGGUCCGUAAAGGAUACACUCCCCACCAUUGCAACUGGCACAAUACGAAUACCCCAAGCAAUGGGCCCCGUUGUCGUCUUUUUCCUUUCGAGCAUCGCAGGCUUCCUCGCACAUCGCCUGGGUAUGUUCGAUUGCGCUCAUUGAGUUGACUUUAUCGCUUACUCCGCCUGGUCCGCGACAUACUCCACCGGUAAGAAGUGUGUAUUCUCCGUUUGGGGUCUGGGGUCCGCCAACUUGAGCAACAGCGGGACCGAUGAAGGUCAGUAGUAACAGAGUAGUUCGUAGAUAUUUCAUCAUUGGUCUCGAUAUAUACGUUUUAUGGAGGAAUAACAAGAACCAUCAAACAUCGACGGCGYAUUCGUAGAGAACACUUCAAAAAGGAUUUGAGAAGCGCUCGAGAGUAGAUUGAUAUUGUAAUACACAAACYACUCUAGACACAUAGCUGACACGAAAACAUUGAUGGCACGAGUUCGUUCUUCUGAACAUAGGUCGUUCUCCCAAACUYAAGAAACAGUCCCAGUAAGAACCAGGAUCGCGUGUAUGGCACACUUUCGCAAUCAAAAUGUUAUACUUCAAUAAAGACAUUGUAGRAUGACAAAAUUGGGUUAUUGGAAGUGACCGAUAAGGGUGAAUUAAGAAAGCGUUCUGAAGUUCCCGUGAUCAGCACGGCCCACUCCUCUGUGUCAACAUCAAAAAGUUUCAGCAAAAAGAUUUCAGCAAAAAGAUACGGGUACAAGUAUUUUUUCUACGCAAUCUACUCAAGUACGUAUCAAGUAUCAGUACCAGGACAGGGGUGUACGUACGUACUACUAGUACGUACUCGUCGGUAACAGAAUUCCGGAUCCAAGUUUUGAAAAAAUUAAAUAAAAAUUAAAUCUUGUUUUUAGUCGAUAGAGUCAAAUCACCAUAUCUUUUCAUAACUGAAUUGUUGCUCCUAGAUUCGUUGAGUACCUUGAGCCUCACACCUGGUACCGUACAAACUACGAGUAAAGUACGUACCUUUCUCUCCUGUUUGCCUCUCGCMACAUGGACAACGACGACAAAUGACAACUGACUCCCGCAUCGGUGAUCRAAGGUGUUGAAUAUUACCACCAGCAAUACAACACAACAAGGAAAACAAAGAAGCAUUGAAGCUAUCCUGUUCCACUCUUGUAAAAAUGUCUUUCCGUAGAUUCCUAGCAACAAUGGUUUUCCUGGCGGCUUGUACGAAGCCGGAGUUGGCAGCAUCUCUCGGUCUCAAUCAUAAGCAUCGUCGGAAAUCCACCGAUUUGGCUGGUUCGAUUUUAUACAGUGAACGCAAUGCAGUGUCGCCCAAAACUUUGGCGACGAAAACCCAGACUCUCCGGUCGGAGUUGCAGUCAAAACAUACAGAUGGUGACGAUGGUGACAACGGUGAUGAUGGGAACGACAACAGCGUAUUAAUGGAUCCAGGACUGUGGAUUACGGACUUUCUAGCAUUGAUUCUCGCAUCCCAGUUGAUCGGACUUUUGAAUAUUCUCAACAGCCCGGAAUUCRUCCGGAACGGAGGCUGGUUCCAACCGAUACCGGCCAUACCUUCUACCCUCGACGACUUGAUAMAAAGAAUUUCGGCCUUUGGGAUCCUAUGGGCAAUUUCCUCAGUAUCUGUGGCGAACUUGUCGAAAACGAUAGGAGGGACAGAUGACGCAACAACACAGCUUAAUCGAAACARUUCGGAUAGGGAUUAUUUCUCUACACUACUGAAUCGAAACAUUCAAACUCUAGUCUUAUUCGGUUUCUUUCAAAUCCUGUUCAACACAACCAUGCUGGGAUUCGGCGGUACCGAUGGUCUUGCUAAUCAGAAUGGGAUUAUGCUGUUGGAUGUUUUACGGAAUUGUUACUACGUUGGRUUGUCUACUUCUGGUUUGCGCUAUAUUUACAUACGAUACUUUUUGCUACURUAAAGUACCGAAUACGGUUUUUGAAUACCCCCGAAACAAAUCGGCCCGAGCGUUUCAAAGAAGAAAAUGCAGUACUAAACUGAAUAGAAURAAAUCUGCCAACUCCGCGUUCCUUUCAUCWUGAGGAGGAGGAUUAMAGUUUUCGGAUUCGGUGSAAUCGUUGCCAUCAGCAGCUGUUGUCGCCGCAGGGGGCGUCGAAAAAAGCGGAUAGGCCGUGUUGAAUACAUCGUUCCAAAACUCGGCUCGGGAUUCCCGUCGGUAGUCUCGCUUUUGCUCGAGGUGGAUAAACCUGCCAUUAUAGGAGGACGCAGCGGUGCCGCAAAGAUCGGUUCUCGUCACACCAUUGAUGAACCUGCCCUGAAUGUUGGUGGUCCCGCAUAGCUCGCAUCCACCAGUUCUGCUACUCUUGCUCGCAAAAACGUGAUGGCCUUGGUCCAACGGAUGCGACGUUGCAAUGUUUCUAAGUAUUUCGAUUUUUUCCAUGURUWCGUCGCCAAUGUUGCCAUUCAAACGUGUAGUUGCAGUUGCGGCCACRGCCUUAAAGGGGAUGCUUUCCGAGCAGCUACCGUGGCUGAAAAAAGUAUCGAUGGAUCCACAGGUAGUUUUGCUCAUUCCGUGUAAUUGUACCGAAGUGUAGUCUUCGUGAACUAUGGACUCGUAGUAGAAUUUUAUAGCGGCUACGGCCGCGAGGAAACAGCUGUCGACGGAAUGUGCAGCGUCGGAAGGAAAAUGGGAAUAUUGUGGUUGGCAGGUYCCGAGGCUUCGAUUGUUUGCCAUCCGGUGGCUUCCCGCAACGACCCAAGACCUUGCGUUCGUACCCUUGAGAAGCCGUAUGCCCUGCUCCCCUGUUUCUGCAUCGAAUUUGGGGUGCGGGCAGUCAAAGGAAAGAUUCUUGGUAUCUGACGACGGAUCUAGAUCGAUGAUAACGGUACCCCAYGGAUAUGCAAUCGAUGUAGUAGCCAAUACGCAGUACUUUCUCCCGUUGUCUCCAUCGACGAACGUGCCGAUUAAAUACUUAUCUUUCAA